Molecule: messenger RNA, 2577 nt
Organism: Malus domestica (apple)
Lineage: Eukaryota; Viridiplantae; Streptophyta; Magnoliopsida; Rosales; Rosaceae
Source: RefSeq, a predicted model, not a curated record
UACAGGCACGGCUUAACAACCGAAAACCUCCCCCCUUUUCUCUCUCUUGCUCUCUCUCUCUCUCUCUCUCUCUCUCUUACUCUUUCACUACUCCCACUAGUUCGUUGGCCCCCAAGAGAAAUGGACGACGAGGCGCAGAAAAUGGAGGCUCUGAAGAAGGUGUACGCGGAGAUAAUUCUGAACACGGCGAAAGAGGCGGCGGCGAGAGUAAUGGCGUCGGAGCGCAAGGCUCUCCGGUACCAGCACGAUCUGCAAUUUACGAAAGACGAGGCGCUUCGCGUGCUUUGCCGCUUAAAGCAAAUGCUCGAUUCCAAGGGUUUCCUCCUUGUGAUGUUUGGUUGUACUUGCGUCGUCUGGCAUUGCUUGAAGACAAGUGAAGCGGAGAUAACUUCUUUGAGCCAACAAAGAAAGAUUGAAGAGCUUGAAGCGCAGCUCCAAGAGGCGGAGGAUAUCAUAACUGAUCUGAGAUCAGAGUUGAAACAAGUAUGGAGUGAAUUGGAGAGGGUAAAUAACAAUCAAGUGAAGCCUUUGGACGAACAAAUGACGAGGGAAGAUGCAUCAUUUUCCUACAAUCCGAUACCUGAGCCUAUCAUACUAUCUUCUUCAGCUACAGGACAUGAAACUAUUCCAACUUCUGGCCCGAAGAACAUCAAAGCAAAUAGAGGUAUUGAGCAUAAGUGCUGUAAUGAAAUGAAACGAAGUGUUUCUGAUUUGGAUAAAUUUUUGCACCUGACUCUGACCUUGCCUCAAUAAUCAUGAGACCCAAGGAGCCUGAGCUGCUCAGAAAUGGAUGCACACAGAGAAUUCGUGCUUUUGAAAGAAACUUACUUGAUGAUAAACCGCUGCCUUCUGGAUAUGUAGACAAUAGCAUUUGCCAUGAGAAGAAUGAGUUGGUCAUCAAAGCAAAUGACAAGGAGGAAGAAAAGUGUGGUUCACCCUCUUUUAGCGACAACAGCGUGGAAGAAGUUAAUGGCCCAUCUUUGGAAGAGACCAAAAGGAAUGCUAAAGCGCACACAUUACGAAGAAGGCAGACUGGAUUUGGGAAAGCCAAAACCUCGGGCCGAUAUCGUCCUAGUGAGCUCAUGAAAUCUCACCAACAAACUUCUGUUCCUUCUCGUUGUAGAGUAUAUUCAGUCAAUGGAAAAGAUAGUUCUCAAAAAGAAGCUUGCAUCCUGCCCUCUAUCAAGACCAAGAAUGUAGACAUGACAGGAACUUCCAGUGGGUUGGAAGAAAGUUCGCAGCAUAGUAGCUGCUAUUUCAUGGACAGAGUUAAGAAUAUUCCGAAGGGAAAAAGAAAAAGGAAAAUGAAAAGUAAGAAUGACAUUACAACCUCACUCACGAGUACUGAUCAGCCGUCUUCUGUUCUGUCCCGCUGCAGGACUUUUGCGUAUUUACUUUAUGGUGGUGUGAAAUCUUGGGAAGAUCAACCAAUCACAACUGAAAAUGCGGCUAAGAUGAAGUCAUUGCCCCGUCUGGAUCCUGGGUUGAUAUUAAUGAGAAAUGAUGUGGAUCCUAUAUCAGGGUCAGCUAGUGUCACGGUGAGCAUGAAGGGGAUGAAUAAAUCUGGAACUGUCCAGGAUGCAGCAGACAAGGACAUGGAGUUGAUAGAUGUGCCUGUGUUGAUGACGGAAAGUGAUGGUAUUGAGAAUUCAGAGGCCCCGAAUUCUGAACUCGACCUUUGUUCUGUUGAUGUAUCACUAAUGAACUCCAAGUUAAAAACUGUCAAAGUGUCAUUGAUGAAUUCUGAACUAGAACAUGUGAAUGCAUCAUUGGUGAAAUCUGAAUUAAAUGAUGCAAGUGCAUUAUUGAUGAGUUCUGAAUUAAAAGAUGUGAGAGCAUCAGAACAAUCAAAUGGAUCUCCUAGUCGUGUGGACAACAGCAGACUUCUCAAGUACACAUUCCAGAGGAAGCGCAAGAAUUCCUCAAGGAACCCUGGUGAAGAGAGCACUGCUAAGAGGAGGAUGGAAGAGAAGGAAUGUGUUGCACAACAGCCACAAACGACAGAUGAAUUAUCUAGGGACAGCCGGCGACUAGCUCAGGUUGCUCGACAGCUCAUAUCAUUGUCUGGGAAGAGAUGGGAUUAAGAACCACGAUCGGAGGUAGUUUUUGAAGGAUGUUUUUCGACAAAAAUUUGACAGACAAUUGGCUGCAGAGUAUCAGGGGAGAGAGAGGGGGCAAGAGAGAUUUAUGAAUCUGCAGUAAUGUCCGUUAAUUCGCAGUUUUUCAAUACUAUUUUUACAAAUCCAAUACCGGUUCUAAAGCUUCUCCCAAGAUGCCUCCAAACAUUAUUCUCUGCGAUUCUCGUAGCUGCUCGAACAAGUCAUCAUGUGAGUUAGGUCAAUUUGGUUAUAGGCAGCGUGUCCGCCUGCUUGCAUCCGAUUCAGUCCCCUCAGAAAAUUAGAGCAGUUUAGAAUGAUAACCACUUCACAGUGUCUAGUUUCUGAAAGUUUGGGCCAUUUCUUGUUUACUUGGUUCUUUUUUCUUUUGUUUUGGUCCGCAAAGGGUGCAAUCUAAAAACCGAUGCAAUUCGCUUCCAAAGGUCUGCUCACAGCAUAACGAGCUGGUUUUUUAAUUUCA